AUGCUGGGCGCGGGUCGCGCGGGACUCGCGCGGAGCCUGCGGGUGGGCGCUCGCGCGUGGCCGGGCUGCUGCUGCUGGGGCCGCUCGGUGGGCGUGCUGCGCGCGGCGGCAGCGCCCGCGGUGCCCAGCGCCGGGGACAGACGCCCUCCCGCGGCCGGGCCGAGGCCACCCUGGCGGCACCUCAGCCUGUCGGCCGCGGCGGUGGUGGAGUCGGCGCCCCGCCCCCUGCAGCCCUACCUGCGCCUCAUGCGGCUGGACAAGCCCAUCGGAACCUGGCUGCUGUAUCUGCCAUGUACCUGGAGCAUUGGGCUGGCUGCUGAACCAGGUUGCCUUCCAGACUGGCACAUGUUAUCUCUCUUUGGCAUUGGAGCUGUUCUGAUGCGUGGAGCUGGCUGUACUAUUAAUGACAUGUGGGAUCAGGACUACGAUAAAAAGGUGACAAGAACAGCAAAUCGCCCUAUAGCUGCUGGAGACAUUUCAACUUUUCAGUCUUUCAUUUUUCUCGGGGGACAGCUGACCUUAGCUUUAGGUGUUCUUCUGUGUCUGAAUUACUACAGCAUCAUGCUGGGAGCAUCAUCCCUGCUUCUUGUUGUCACCUACCCACUGAUGAAAAGGAUCACCUACUGGCCUCAGCUCACCUUGGGGAUGACUUUUAAUUGGGGGACAUUACUUGGCUGGUCUGCUGUCAAGGGCUCCUGUGAUCCUUCAGUUUGCCUGCCUCUUUAUUUUUCUGGAAUUAUGUGGACCCUCAUAUAUGAUACUAUCUAUGCCCACCAGGACAAGAGGGACGAUGCUCUGAUCGGCCUGAAGUCCACGGCGCUGCUUUUCCGGGAGAACACCAAGCAAUGGCUGACUGGCUUCAGCAUGGCCAUGCUGGGCGCACUAGGCCUGGUGGGUUUGAACAGCGCCCAGACUGCACCAUACUAUGUUGCACUGGCUGCCACAGGCGCCCAUCUGGCUCACCAGAUUUACACUUUGGACAUCCACAGACCUGAGGAUUGUUGGGGAAAAUUUGCCUCCAACCGGACAGUAGGAAUCAUCUUGUUUUUAGGGAUCAUCCUUGGGAAUUUGUGGAAAGAAAAGACAAAUGAAACAAAGAAAAAUCAUGAAAAUUAGCAAGGUUUUCCCCUAGGA
Messenger RNA from Suncus etruscus (white-toothed pygmy shrew), 1134 nucleotides. It is a transcript of the gene COQ2, whose product is annotated as coenzyme Q2, polyprenyltransferase. The transcript has 7 exons. The record is from RefSeq and is a predicted model, not a curated record. The coding region runs from base 1 to 1116 and encodes 371 amino acids. Lineage: Eukaryota; Metazoa; Chordata; Mammalia; Eulipotyphla; Soricidae. Gene Ontology annotation, biological process: ubiquinone biosynthetic process. Gene Ontology annotation, cellular component: mitochondrial inner membrane.